CCAGUUUAUCCCAUCCCUACUUAAUUACCAUCCAACCUCUAGUACACCUGCACCACCUUUCCGCAUCGGUUGUUAUUGCAUCCUAACAUUAUCGCAGCUGUCAGAAAGUUAUUACAAGAUACCUACCCAGUGGGCCCGAAAUCUUAUACGUAUUCUCAAGCCGCGCCCACCUGUCCCGAAAGAUAGCACAUCUAAUCUUCAACUUCUAAGAUCCAUCCAUCAUCAUGGCCAAGUCAUCGAAUCACAACAGUAGCACCCGAAAUCAGUUGCAGUGUACACUCGACAAACAUCCCCAGGCUAGCGUGCUUGCCAGUUGUUACAGCGUCAAAUCAUCCACUUCCGUGAUCGAUAGUUUCCACUACUGCACUACCGCGGGGGCCGGUACGAUGCCCCUUUCCGCAAUCGAUCAUUAUGGGACACAGUGGUAUCCCUGAGGUCCCUUCGGGGUCAAAGACAUCUCCAAGUCCUCCCUUUGGACUCUCCAUCGCUCCAGGCAUGGGGGUUAGUUGGCCGGGCAAUAUAUUACCGGAAUAUAAAGGGGAGGCAAUGCAUACUAUCCCGGAAGAGUGUGAGAGGCUCUUCUGUGACACAUUGUCUGCGAUCUUUCUUGGUGAGAGGAGCUUCGCUGGACAAGAGUCACUUGGGGUAGGUGCGUCUCAAAGCCGGCCGAACAAUAGUAUGCCGAUUGAACAGUGGUUUGAGCUGUUGGAUUACACCAGCGACACUAUACACCGUGGUUUUGUAACCAAUGCGAGCGGCGAACCGACCUUGUUUGUUUUCCUUGCAGAGAACGCACUCGGUCACGGACUGAAAACAGGGUUAAUUGCCCUGUUUGAACUUGCUAAUAUAUCUGCUUUUGGGUGCCCCCGAAUUGUGGCAUGUGUACCCCGUUCGCACGAUGCAGUUGAACUAGAAGCUGUACGGAACCUCGGUUGGUGCGGAUUCAGUUUGACUACUUUGCAACCGUGGAGUGGUGCAAGAGACGUCGAACGCUCGCUUAGCACUAAAUGGCUUUUCUUGGAUGCGGAG
Molecule: messenger RNA, 1029 nt
Organism: Aspergillus eucalypticola CBS 122712
Lineage: Eukaryota; Fungi; Ascomycota; Eurotiomycetes; Eurotiales; Aspergillaceae
Product: ornithine decarboxylase antizyme
Exons: 3
Biological process (GO): positive regulation of protein catabolic process
Cellular component (GO): cytoplasm; nucleus
Molecular function (GO): ornithine decarboxylase inhibitor activity
Source: RefSeq, a predicted model, not a curated record